This is a messenger RNA of Haemonchus placei, 3246 nucleotides long. Lineage: Eukaryota; Metazoa; Nematoda; Chromadorea; Rhabditida; Trichostrongylidae. The record is from the annotation of a GenBank genome assembly.
AUGGUGUCAUGCCGUUGCUCAGUCUGUGAUUGUGGUCCAAUGAGACUGAGCUAUUUGUAUGAACAUCUACGGCGUGCUCAUAAUUGGACUGAUGAACAGAUUCGUGAAGAAGAAGUGGCAAUCAAAGCAAAAAGAUAUUCUGAAAAAGGCAAUCUCAAAUGUGAUGCAUGUGACAGGACGUUCCUGAGCGACCAAAGCUGGCGCCAUCACUGGAAGAGAGCACAUGUCGGAGUAGAACGUAUUGCUGGCUUCUACGUGGUUUGCCCAAGCUGUCAACAAAAGUUUCCAGAUGCCACAAUACUCGUAAGACAUUGGAGAGAAGAACAUGAACAAGAAAUAGAUCAAAGCGUGGAUCCGAACUUCUUUUUAGCGUCGCUAACCCGAACCCUGCGAGAAAUUGACAGUCUCGAACGAAGGAAGCGACCACCACCAUUAUGCAAUCCAGGAUGGCGCUGGAGAGGAAGAAAGAAAACCCCCAAAGAGCCACCUGUACAAGAGAUGAGUGAUAGAAAAGAUGAACCUGGUACUGCUGGAGAUACGCUUUUUCAAAAGGUAGUAAAAGAGGAAGAACCUGGUCCAUCUUAUUAUCCUGAUCAGGGUACUUCCGAGAUGAAUUUGACGGAUGAGGGGCAAGACGAGGAUCUGAGUGAAAAUUCGGUGAAAAAGUCGGACCGACCACAAAAAGUCGCUGGAUUACGUAGAACCAGAGCUAAUGAAACACCAGAGGAAAGAGAGGAGCGCCGGCGAUUCAAAGCGGAGAGAGCACGCAUCCGACGAUAUCAAAAUAGGCUUCGUCAGGAGAAGGGACGGGAAGUGGUGGAAAACCCCGUCAAAGUUGUUGAAAUACGUCCACAAAGCGCUGAGGGCAAUUCAAAGCAGUAUCCUGCAACUGCUGCCGACAUUUUACCAAUCGUCAGUGCUCAGAUUUCUCCCAGAAGGUUGAUUCCUUCGAUAGAGCGAAAGAAGUACGUUCAUCUACGUGAUCGAUCUAGUUUCUUGUCCACUAGUACAAGUUCGCUUUCUGCAGAUCAGGGCAAUUCAAAGCAGUAUCCUGCAACUGCUGCCGACAUUUUACCAAUCGUCAGUGCUCAGAUUUCUCCCAGAAGAAUAAAAUGCUACGCCAUUGUUGGUAUUGAGUCAGAGGAGGAGCGGCGAAGAUUCUCUGAACUAGUGAUGAGCAAUGGUUUCCGUGACCUGAAGUUUGUUAGUGGACCAUUUGACGAGCCCAGGAAUGGUACUCUAACAUCUAAAAAUGAACAGCUCUCCGUUAAGAGCAUUACUCCAUGUGCCUCGUCUCAGUCUCAAAAAAAUCCGCCAAGAAAUCUGAAGAAGAAGAUCGCCCCAAAAAUGGAAAUUCGCAACCAACCUCGAGCGCCGCCUGUGACUUCAGGUGACAGUGGAUCUGUAUUGAGUUAUCUUAUAGCGAAGGGGGAAGCUGUCAGUGAAGAUCAAUCAGAACAGCCGACUUAUCAAGAUGAUCAAGAAUCCAGCUGCAGCAGCAGGUCCAGUGAAAUUGGUGAUGUCUACCCCAUCACGAGACAGAGGAAAGCCGCAAUGCAGAAAUUGAAAAAUUCAUGUAUGGUCUGUGGACUGCAAGGACAGCCAGAAGAGAUAAGAAUGUCGUCAUGCAAGGGUCAAGAAAAUGCUGUACUUUUCGCCUGUCUAUGCGCUCAGAACAUUGUUGAAAUAAAGGAAGCAAGGAAGAUGUAUGAAAAGACACUGAAUUCAAGUGUGCCUAUAUGUCAUGACCAUUAUANUCAAGCGGCUGAAUUCAUUGGGAAGGAAGUGGAAAUGAUAUGCGGCAGGUUUCCAGACCGUGGUUUUGCUGAUAUUCCGUCUAAUGUGAAGGACAAUUUGUUGUCAUCAGUGCAGAAUUAUGCAAAUCGUGUUGGGGACACUGUUUUGAUGUUUGACGACGUUUCAAGCUUCCUGAAUGAAAGUUUAAUGAAAUAUUACGAUAAGUCUUCCUGGAGCCCGCAACGGACCAACUCAAAACAAUCUAGUAAAGAGGGAGACAGGAUUACAUCUACCACAAAGAGACGAUCUCCAAAGAGUUCAAAGUACUCAGCACGCGAAUGUCCUGUAGAAGAACCGACGUCAUACUCUCCGAGUUCCACACAUGAAAAGCCAAGGAAUGAAGUAGAAGAAGGAGACUCAUGUGAAGUGACUGCAAUAGAUUUGCUAGGAACAUCGAAUCCCACUCGUUCCCCUUCCCCCAUUCAUUCUGUGGUCGUUAUCAGCUCUCCUUCAACCGACAGUAAAGCUUCGAUCUCCACAACCCCAACGAGGUCGCCUGGAAAAGAUCAAGAUGCAUUGAGGUGCACUGACAAAAAGGACAUUAUCGCCGUUCCAUUCGGAAUGAAACUUCGAGACCAGUCGACGUUGAUAGGCACUCUUAACGAUGAUGAUUUCUGGAAUCAUUUUCGAAUCACACGCAAAACUUUCACAGCGCUCUGCUCGGUAUUGGAGAAGAUUUUGAGUUCAAAAGGAGAUCAGACGAUCAGUAGUUCAACCGCAAUCAAAUUGGGAACUACUCUGGAAAUUUUGGCCGGGAAUACUCGUCCGUCGACUUCUUUCACGGCAGGAGACGUGGCUCGCAUUUUUGCCGACGUUAUCGCUGCCCUAGCUGAAUGGUCCACAACGAUGGUACAAUGGCCAGAUGAGUGGGAGCGGAAAAAAAUUAGCGAGAACUUCUUUGAAAUGACUGGCCUGAAAGAUAUCGUCGGCUGUAUCGAUGGAACAUUAGUAAAAGGUACACAAAGCUUAAACGUCGGACUUGUGGCAGAUGACAGCAAACGUUUUCGAUGGGUAUUUGCAAAGUUCCACUCAAAGGAGGAUGACGACUCAGUCUUCAAACAAAGUUCACUAUGCCAGCAAUUGAGAGACGGUCGAAGAAAAGGAAUUCUAAUAGGUGAUGAUGCUUACAAAAGGGAGAGUUUCUUGUUGACACCAAACCGGGGAAAAGACUGGAUGACAGUGCUAAUUUUUCAAGAAGAGGACUUCGCUAUGGCUAAUACAGUAAGAAAUGCUCAUCUGACGGUACAGGAAGCGAUUACAAACUGGAAAAGGCAGUUUCCUAUACUGAAUGGUACAAUUAGAUUUCCAAGAGUAGCACGAGUAGUUGUCUGUUGUGCGGCACUGUACAACCUGUCGCGAUCGGAAGGCGAGCCUUUGUUCGAAGCUGAAAAUGAAACAAGACAGCCAACAGACGAGACAGAUGAACAAUGCCUUACCGUUGCCGAGUAG